Molecule: messenger RNA, 972 nt
Organism: Musca vetustissima
Lineage: Eukaryota; Metazoa; Arthropoda; Insecta; Diptera; Muscidae
Exons: 1
Coding region: 4-972 (322 amino acids)
Source: RefSeq, a predicted model, not a curated record
CCGAUGCCAACAAAUCCCCACGAAUUGGCACUACAAAGUUUAUGCAAACAAAUUCUGAAAUCCCGACUCUUUCGUGGUUUCUACGAAGAACGACGUUAUGUUGAAGCCGUUCAAGGCUAUCGGGACAUUGUCAGCCUGCACAAAUCCGAAAAGGAGUUAAAUAAACUACUCAAAGAUAUCUGUGAGAAGUUACAAAUGUUCUAUUCACAACAGAAUCCAGAUAUGUGGGUUGGUGUUACCCAAGGUCCACUGGUUGGAAGUAAACCCACACCUGGUGCUAUGGACACAUUUAUAUGGGCUGAAAUUGAAGAUUUGGCAUUUGGUCAAUAUUGGUUUUCCAUUAAAUCUUUACGGUUUCGUGCCAAUGAAGUUGUGGUGAAACUGAAAGUGGUACGCUCUGUGGAUUCUGAGGAAAUGUCCGAAAAAUAUAUUAAAUCAUCAACGGUCUCAACGGAAACAGUUCAAGCUGAUUCGACAACAACGGGUACUAAUACAGCAGCAGCGGUGGAUGGUGCCAACGAAAAAGAGGUCAGUUUACAAGAUUUUGCCCAACUGUUCCAACAGUGGAAUGCCACAUUCAAACAGACCAUAUACGAUUUUAUGGCCAAUGACAUUUCCAAAGAAAAUCUUAAGGGUGUUCUACGAUUUAUGGGUCUAGUCAUUGUUUCACUGUGUUCGGGUGCUCUAAUGGCCGUAAAAUUUUUGGGUAUUUUUGCCAUUCGAUUUAUGUUCGAAUUUAGCCGUCUGACCCAUGUCCUAACACCAAUUAUAUUGAAAAUUAUUGAGGUAUUUAAUAAAAUUGUUGGUGGAUUCUAUCUUUUGUUGGCAAUGAUAUGGAAAGAUGCUGUGGUGAAUCGUAAUCAACCAAAAUCCGCAAUGCCCGCUUUGGAAUAUAAUCGUUCAAUGUAUAUGAGUAUUGAAUAUGAUAUAAGACAGAGGCGAUCGGCGGCAGGUGCAACAGAACAGCAUUGA